Melospiza melodia melodia is the source of this 2673-nucleotide messenger RNA. RefSeq names its product elastin microfibril interfacer 1 (gene EMILIN1). Gene Ontology annotation, molecular function: extracellular matrix constituent conferring elasticity; protein binding. Lineage: Eukaryota; Metazoa; Chordata; Aves; Passeriformes; Passerellidae. The record is from RefSeq and is a predicted model, not a curated record. The transcript has 8 exons. The coding region runs from base 1 to 2673 and encodes 890 amino acids.
AUGGCACCGUGGCUCUGGCCGUGCCUCCUGGCCGCGCAGGCCCUGGCCGCCAACUUCCCCCCCCGGUACAGCCUCUACACCGGCGGGGCCGCCCCGCUCGCCCCCGGCCCGGCCGCGGCCCACAGCGGUGCCCGGGCCGCCAGCCGGCACAGGAACUGGUGUGCCUACGUGGUGACCCGCAGCGUGAGCUGUGUGGUGGAGGAUGGCGUCGAGAGCUUCAUCAAGCCGGACUAUCAGCCCUGCCCCUGGGGGCAGCUCCAGUGCCCCCGAGUCCUGGCGUACCGCAGCUUCCUCCGGCCCCGCUACAAGGUGUCGCAGCGCACGGUGUCGGAGCUGGCCUGGCGCUGCUGCCAGGGCUACUCGGGGCCGGACUGCAGCCAGGGCCCCGCUCCAGCGGCCCCGCAGCCCACCGGCCGCCCCCCGGCCCAGCCCGGCCGCCCCACGCUCUCCGGCUUCGGCAACCCCCUCAGCGGCCUGGGGGGCGAAGGCGGCGGGGACACGGAGAAGGUGCGGCGGCUGGAGGAGCAGGUGCGGCGGCUGAGCGAGCAGCUGGAGGAGCUGCGGGCCGGGCAGGAGCCGCCGCGGGCGGCCGUGGAGGGGCAGCCCGGGGGGCAUCAGGCGGCGGACGCGGAGAGGUCCGAGGUGCGGGAGGCGCUGAGCCACCUGCAGCGGCGCCUGGAGGAGCUGGAGAGCCGCCUGCAGCGCGCCGAGGGCGGCCGGGACGGCGCGGGGGCUCCGGGGGCCGCGGGCGCGGCGGCGCUGGACGAGCUGGAGCAGCGGCUGCAGGAGCUGUGCGCCGCCUGCACCGCCGGCACCGAGGGGCUGCGGCGGCAGGCGGCCGAGCACCGGGAGCGGAUGCGGGCGCUGGAGAAGCUGGUGGAGUCGGUGGACCAGCGCAACAGGGACGCGGUGGAGUCGGUGCAGAGGCACAUCAGCAGCCUGAGCAGCCGCCUGGCCCCCGCGCCGGCCGCUCCCCCGGCCCCGGACGUGCUCCGCCGCCUGGCCGAGCUGGAGCGGCGCCUGCAGGGGCUGCCGGUGCCGGCGGCGGGCCCGGGGCCGGGGCAGGGCCCGGUGCUGGCGCGGCGGCUGGCCGAGCUGGAGGGGCGGCUGAACGCCUCCCGCGCCGGCCCGUGGCCCUCCGAGCCCGAGGGGCGGCCGGCCGGGCUGCCGGGGCGCCUGGCCAACCUCAGCCGGGCCGUGGAGGGGCUGGCGGCCAGCGGGGCGCAGCGCGGAGCGCGCCUGGAGCAGCUCGAGGGGCUGCUGGCCCGCUGCGGGCCCCCGUGCCCGGCCGGGGACACCGAGGCGCUCUGGGAGCACGGGCCGGCCGGGAGCCUGGGCGGGCUGCGGGGGCAGGCGCUGGCCGAGGCGCUGGAGCGGCUCCGCAACCGGACGGGGCGGCUGGAGGCGGCUCUGGAGGAGCUGAGCGCCGAGCCCUGCGCCCGGCCCUGCGCCCCGCCGCUGCCCCGGCAGCCGGAGCCGCUCCCGCCCGGCCCCGCCGAGCCCGAGGAGGAGCCGGAGGCGCCGCUCGACGGCUUCGGCGUCUUCGGGGGCCCGUCCCCGUCGGAGCUGCGGGCGCUGCGCGGGGAGCUGGCGGCGGCGCUGGCGGCCCUGAGCGGCCUCAACGCCACGGUGGAGGGGCUGCAGGACGCGCUGGACGAGCAGGACGCGCGGCAGCGGCAGCUGAGCGCCGCCACCGACCGCGUGGUGGCCGAGCUGGACCGGGCGGCGGCGGCGGCGGCGGCGCGGCAGGCGGAGAGCGAGGAGCGGCUGGAGGCGCUGGCGCGGGAGCUGGCGCGGGCCGGGGGCUGCCCCGCGGGGCUGGAGCCGCGCGUGGCCAAGCUCGAGGGGGUCUGCGAGCAGCUGGAGGCCGUGGCCGGGGGGCUGCGCGGCCUCCGCGAGGGGCUGGGCCGGCACGUGGCGGGGCUCUGGGGCGCCGUGCGGGAGCUGAACGCCACGGCCCGCGGCCACGCCGCCCUGCUGGACAAGGCGCUGGAGCUGCCGGCCCGGCUCGGCGCCCUCAACGCCAGCCUGGGCCACCUGCGCGGGGAGCUGCAGCGCCUGGCGCGGCUGGAGAGACCCGGCCCCCCUGGCCCCCCUGGACCUGCAGGCCCCAUGGGCGAGACGGGCCCUCCCGGCCCCUCUGGGCCGCCUGGCAAGGAUGGAGAGCAGGGUCCCGUGGGCCCCCCCGGGCUGCCCGGAGAGAGAGGCCCGGUCGGGGAGCCGGGCUCGGUGCCCCGCGUCGCCUUCUCGGCCGCGCUGAGCACGCAGCGCUCGGAGCCGGGCACCGUCCCCUUCGACCACGUGCUGCUCAACGACGGCGGCGCCUACGACCCCGAGACGGGCACGUUCACGGUGCCGGUGCCCGGGCGGUACCUGGUGAGCGCCGUGCUCACGGGGCACCGGGGCGAGGCGCUGGAGGCCGUGCUGUCCCGCUCCGGGCACGGCAUCGCCCGCCUGGACUCGGCCGGCUUCCAGCCCGAGGCGCUGGAGAAGGGCCCGGUGGCGGCGCGGGGCCCGAGCCCCGGGGCGCUGGGCGUGUUCAGCCUGCUGCUGCCGCUGGCCGCGGGCGAGACGCUCUGCGUGGACCUGGUGUCGGGGCGCCUGGCGCACGCCCCCGACGAGCCGCUCACGGCCUUCAGCGCCGCGCUGCUCUACGGCCCCGAGGAGCCCUAG